UUCUGACACCACAUAUAAUUCCUCCCUUCAAGCUAGCUGUUCAACACCUACCUUCUCUAGCAGAUCGAGUAGCAAUAUGAGCCCACAAACGAUGUCCAGAUGCACAACACCACCACUACUCUCACAAACACUGCCUUCUCCACACAUCGCCGUUGCAAUUUUGGUGACCAUGGCUGCCACUCUGAUGCUCUUGCUGCUCCAUCGUCACAAGAGAGGAGCCGCGUCCAAGAAAAGGGAGGCAGGCCGGCUACCCCCAGGCCCGGCCACGCUGCCGUUCAUCGGCAACAUGCACCAGCUGAUCUGGAACAAGUCCUCAGUGUUCCGGUGGAUCCACCGCCUGCUCGACGAGACGGCCGGCGGCGCCGAUGCCCUGACCCUCAAGCUCGGGUCCGUCCAUGUCGUCGUCGUGGCGUGCCCGGAGAUCGCUCGUGAGGUUCUCCGCAGGAACGAGGCGGCGUUCUUCGCCCGCCCGGCGACGUUCGCCUCCAACCUGUUCAGCUACGGGUACAAAUCCACGAGCCUGACGGUGGUCGAAGACCAGUGGAGGAAGAUGAAGCGGGUGCUCACCUCCGAAGUCCUCUCCCCGGCUCUCGAGUGCCAGCUCCAUGGCCGGCGUGCCCUGGAGGCCGAUCACCUCGUCAGGUCCGUCCAUGGCCAGCUGAAGCUGACACCAGAAGGCGGCUGCAUCGACAUACGCCAUGUGGCGCGCCACUUCUGCGGCAACAUCAUCCGGAGGCUCGUCUUCGGGAAGAGGUGCUUCGGCGACGGCGAGUCGCCGGCGGCCGACGAGCAGGAGCACGUCGACGCGCUCUUCACACUCGUGAACUACGUGUACAGCUUCUGCGUGUCAGAUUACUACCCUGGCUUGGUUGGCCUCGACCUGGAUGGUCACGAGAAGGUUGCCAAAGGCGUGAUGAGCACGCUGGAUCGGCUCCAUGGCCCCCUCAUAGAUGAGAGGGUCCGCGAGUGGUCUCAGCGUCGGAAAGCUGGAGACGACGGGAGAGAUGUCGCGGACAUUCUUGACGUGCUGGUUUCUCUCCAAGAUGCAGAUGGACAGCCAGUGCUGUCCAUGGAUGAGAUCAAAGCACAAACAGUGGAGCUGAUGUUUGGAUCAGUGGUCUACCCAUCGAAUACAGUUGAGUGGGCACUGGCUGAAAUGAUGAACAGACCGGACGUCAUGCGGAAGGCAAUCGACGAGCUCGACGCGGUCGUUGGGAAAGAAAGGCUCGUCCAGGAAUCUGACAUCUCCAAGCUGAACUACCUCAAAUCAUGCAUCCGGGAGGCCUUCCGCCUGCACCCCUACCAUGCCAUCAACGCGCCGCGUGUCGCCAUGGAGGACACCACCGUUGCAGGGUACCUGAUCCCCAAGGACAGCCAUGUCAUUGUCAGCCGGAUCGGGCUGGGGAAGAACUCCAAGGUGUGGCCCGAACCGCUCGAGUUCCGGCCUGAGCGCCAUCUCGCCGGCGAUGGGGCCGCCGACGUCGUCGUUCUCGCCGAGCCGGACCUGCGCUUCAUCACCUUCGGCACCGGGAGGAGAGGCUGCCCCGUCGUGUCGCUGGGCACCGCCUUCACGAUGGUGCUGUUCGCGAGGCUUCUGCAGGGAUUCAGUUGGGCGAAGCCUCCAAGCAUCGACAGGAUCGAUCUGCAGGAGUCCCCUACUAGCCUUGCACUAGCAGCACCCCUUGUUUUGCAAGCAGAACCACGCCUGGCUCCACAUCUCUACGCGUAGAUUUCUAGUAUCAGUACUGUCUACUGUGUGUCAUGCAUAUUAUGGACAGAAUAAUAUUGUCGUUGUCAGCUUAUCAAGUUAUCAUCUAUUUAGCCGUGCACUGUGACGAACUAAAUUACUCUACA
Molecule: messenger RNA, 1854 nt
Organism: Panicum virgatum (switchgrass)
Lineage: Eukaryota; Viridiplantae; Streptophyta; Magnoliopsida; Poales; Poaceae
Product: tyrosine N-monooxygenase-like
Exons: 2
Coding region: 77-1729 (550 amino acids)
Molecular function (GO): monooxygenase activity; oxidoreductase activity, acting on paired donors, with incorporation or reduction of molecular oxygen; heme binding
Source: RefSeq, a predicted model, not a curated record